AUGCAAAACUCCAAGCCAGUUAUAUUUAUCGGGGCUGGCGACGCAAUAUGCGGCGAAGCGAUCCGGAUCUUUGCUAAAGCGAGCACCAUCCCCAUUGUCCUCGCAGACACUGAUGAGGACGCACUUCGUCGAGUUGCUGCCAGCCUUUUGCCCGAUCGCCAUGUCACCACAAGAAAGGUGGACCUCUUCGACCCUAAUGCGCUGCGCAGCGUCAUUGCCGACGCUGCCCUUGUCAUUCAGGGAGCACAGCCGUACUAUCGCACUUCAACGCCUGUUCUGACGGCAUGCAUCGACGCCAAGGUUCCUUAUCUCGACUACUCCGACGACGUGCAUAGCACACAAGAGUCUCUCGCUUUGCAUGAGCGGGCGAAGAAGGAAGGUGUGCCUUGCUACAUCAACUGCGGUUCCUCGCCUGGCAUGUCCAACCUGUUGGCCCUUGAAGUUGCCAAGGAGCUCGACACCCUCCAUACUUUGGACAUUUGUUGGCUCGUCAGCGAAGAAGGCGGACAAUUGGGCAGAGAGGUUCUGGAACACCUCGUCCACAUCACCGGCGGGCCAUGCUUGACCUGGGCCGACGGAAAGCCAGCGGUCCACGAGAACUGGGUUGAAACGGCUUAUGCUCCCGUGUUGGACGGCUCUGAGGUUCUUUUCCAUGAGAGUGUUCAUCCAGAGCCAGUUACUCUACCGCGCCGGUUCCCCAAUGUCACUCGAAUUCGGACCCUCGGUGCGCUCAACCCUGCACCAUACAACGGCUUUGCACGAGGAAUCGGGGCUGGUGUCCAGUCCGGCGCUCUCACUAUGGACGCUGCCGUCGAUUUCCUCGAGCAAAUGCAGAGAACUUCGUCUGCAAGCUGGAGUGAAACCUUUGGCUCAAUUACUGAGGGACUCCAGGGCGGAAAUGUUACGCUCAACCAGCUGCACCAGAUGGCUUCUGAUGGCGUUCGGUCUCUGAAACCGUGGCGUCUUGCGCUCUGGGGCAUGAUCGAGCAGAUCAAAAAUGGAGAGUGCACAACAGGCGAGGUUCUGCGCUUUUUGAUCAACUCCGCGCGAGGGAAACAAGCACCCCGUCGCUCUGGCGCACCCCACAGGGUGUAA
Messenger RNA from Purpureocillium lilacinum, 1095 nucleotides. NCBI's taxonomy places the organism in Eukaryota, Fungi, Ascomycota, Sordariomycetes, Hypocreales, Ophiocordycipitaceae. The record is from RefSeq and is a predicted model, not a curated record.